This is a messenger RNA of Cryptotermes secundus, 5998 nucleotides long. Its product is annotated as titin. NCBI's taxonomy places the organism in Eukaryota, Metazoa, Arthropoda, Insecta, Blattodea, Kalotermitidae. Bases 361 to 2505 code for a protein of 714 amino acids. The transcript is spliced from 8 exons. The record is from RefSeq and is a predicted model, not a curated record.
CUCCCGGGAACUGUGGGACGCCAUCUAAAGUUAUCAUCAGAGAGCAAAAAUUGUGACAUUAUGGCGGAAUUUUCAGCGGCAUUCAAGGACAUUGCUUGUUUACAGAUGUAAAAAGGUGUAAAUCUAACUUACAGCUUCAUAUAACUUUCUUCCAAAUAUAUAAUAAUUGAAAGUGAACGAACAAGCUGUGGUGGAGUCAAAGCUCGGUAGUGAAUUUCCGUUCAACGGCAGGGGUGGGAAGAGGAUUUGGGACGGGAUCCAGCCGAUUUCCUUGGCGUAAACAAACCACAAACGGUUGAGUAAGGUUUUCCUCAUACUGAAGGUACAUAUAAGUGGCAGGCAGCUUUAAAAAUUGCUGUAAUGAGUGCCCCUGCGGUUAAACCGGCUCUUCCCACAGCUGGAGCCCAGGCCCCAAAGGUUGGAUCUGGUGCUCCUCCUACCACAACAAAUAAUCCUCCUCCUCCUGCAGGAGGACCCAAAGUUUUACCUACGACUGGCAGCCCAAAUAGACCAAUUGCACUGCCAAGUGCUAAUCAUGCUGCAGUUGGACCUGUGCCACUUAGCUUAGUACAGGAACACAAAACAGGUAGCGGCCUUAAUCAGCAGCCACCACCAGUUCCCCGAACACCAGAGAAAACUAAGGAACAUCCACUGACACUGGGAGUUAAACCCACAUCAAAUGGUGUUGAAGGAUCUCCUAAUAGACCAACUGCAACCUCCCAACCUUCAGUGGACACCAAAAAAUUGGAUGAAGGAGCUGCUGCAGCACCUGUGUUGAAUCAUUCUACUGAUAUUAUACCAGUGACUGCCACACCUCCACAGACACAGGUAUUAGCAACGGGACAACCAGCCCAGCAUAAUCCACUUGUAACUGGUGCACAAGCAAGCCAAACCAAAUCACAGCCUGCUGUAGUAUUGACAGCUGCAACAAAUCAUUCGACCCUCAAUGAUAUGAACAAGCUGGAGGGGACAGGAGUUGAAGGGAAGCCAUCAGUACCAACAGGACCAGCUCAGUCUGCAGAACCUCCCCCUCUGACAGCACCUCCUGGGUCCACAGCUGUACCUCCUGCACCAUCUUCCACUCAGCAUCAGCAAGUACAACAGUCUCAGCUUCUACAGCCAGCUCCUCCACAACCACAGCAGACUCAGCAAGUGCUACCUCAACAACAGCAGCAGCAACAGUCACCACCACAACAACAACCGCAGCCCCCAGCACCACCACAGCAGCAAAUACCGUUGUUACCAGUGCAGCAGGAGCAUAAACCAGCCUCAGUUUUAGCAGAUGCCGCUAAAUCCAGGACAGAGGCCCCUAAACCUGAGUUCAAGGUGGCUACUCCACCAAGAAAUAGCAAGAGGAAAAGAGAAAUGAAGCCACUAACAGAAACGGCAGUGUCUCCAGCUUCGGAGCAUGAUGAUCGCAAAUCAAAGCGUGUUCGCACGCAAACUCAGCCUUAUCAGAGUCCCCUGCCAGAGUUGACAUAUAUCACCAAACUGAAGACAUUCUUGAAGUCACCAGAUAAGAAAGUGAAGACACGUAACGAUAAACUAAUAGUCUUUUACAAGAAUGAAUUUCUUGCGGUUCGCAAUGCAGAAGGCAGCUUUUAUAUUUGUCAGGCAAUGCAGAAUAUCUACAAAGCCAGUGCUCGUUUCCGGAUACGAUGGUUGUCUCAAGAGAAGAAAGACAACAAGCCUACUGACGUGUAUAUUCCAGAUUUCUACGAUGCCACAGAGUUUGACUGCAUCCUUACAAGUCUGGAAUUGGAGAAACUGGAGAAAAACAAGUAUCAUCUUCCAGAAGAAGAACGAGAAAGGACUCAGAGUAUUCUUAAACGGGCACUUGAUGUGGAAAAGGGUGUUGCAGAGAAGCCCCCUAUCACAGAAGAGCAUCCUGAUGGAUUGGAUUUGUCACUUUUCUGUGAUGAGUCUCAGCUGAAGAAGAGAAAAAGCUUAAAGCGAACUCCAAGAAGGAAGGGAAAAGAAAAUACAUCGGGUGCAGAGGAUGGUUAUGAAGGGUUGACUGGUGAUGAAUCAGAAGAGGAAGUAAAAAAGAAGCCAAAACCAAACAAAAGAGUGGAGAAACCCAAGGUUUCUGUGAAGGAAAAAGUAAAGACGAAAGAGAAGCCAGUCGAGAAGAGGGCAGAACGUACCUCUGAACGUGGACGUGACCGAGGGCUGGCAGCAAAGAGGAGAAGUGAAUCGACAACAGCUGCUGCAGCCGCCGCAGCAGCAGUCAAGAAUGCUGCUGUGAAACAGACCGUGGCAAAACAUGUUGUAGUGAGGCAGUCUCUAGCUAAGGCACCCGAAAAGAAACCCAGGAUUGUGGCCAAGCCCACAAAGAAACCAGAGCCUGUGGCAGAAAGCAGUAUUCCCACUCGGUCAACCAAGACAAGAAGUGUGAAAGUGACUUCACAGCCCAAGAACUCACCCGUUACAAGGACCAAGGAACGUGAGCACAGGGGAGCAACCCCUGCCAAAGGGAGGAAGAAACCAGGAAAGAAAGCUUAAACUGACAAGGCAUGCAAGUGAAGUAAACAGUUAAACAAACAAUUCUGUUUUCACAGAGGUGUGGAUGUGGCAGGAAUCAACAUUUCUUCUCUGCCUUCACAAUACAAAGGGAACAGUUUUUCUUGUCUGCUACCGUUUGUACACCAACAGACAGGAGUUUUAUACUACAAGUGUAUGAUGGAACCUGGAGAACUUUAAGCACACCCUUUUUUAUUCAGAAUAAUAUGUGCUGAACCCGUUAUUGAUGGCUAACGAAUGUCGUAUUGUGGAUCAUUUGGGCAAAAAAAAAAAAGUAUCAUAGCGAAAAUGUAAGGACCCAUAAUAGGUAAACAUGAUUUGGACAGAAACUUCUGAACAGUCAUUUUGGUUAUGCCACUGACAAAAGUAAAUCCCUUCCCAACUGUAGAAUUUCAUACAUACACACAUGCAGUAAUGAUUUAUUGGUGUCCUUGGUACUCUGCUGUGGCCAGCAGAGUUGAUGAUGUUUACAGUGGAUGUAUUUUAUCAUAUGAUGUUCGAAUAGUACCGUACAUUACAGAGUUGUCCUUGCCACACAAUUACGUAUGUUUGUUGUGUUGAUGUGUGAAAUGGAUCGACCUUACAAGUAAUGGUAGAAUCUAACAUUCUGAUAGGUUCAGCGGGAAUAUUGACAGUUAUAUAACUUCUUUUCAUUGCAAAUUGUAUACUUACAAAUUGAUACCAUGAUUGCAUUUUACUUGGAAGUGUGUUUUAGGAGUAAUCUUAUUGUUUGGUUUUAUUGCAUAGCUCUCAUAUCUUAUUGAUUACUCUUCACUAGAUAGCUUUGUAUCCGUCUUUUCUUUCACUUUUUGAUGAGAGAUUAGUGGGUGAGAUUAGUUUCAUUAAAAUAAGAAAAUCGACACAUAUUACCGUAAAGAGUAAUGUCAAGUUUGCAGCCAUUUGUAGAUCACAAUUUAUUUUCUGUUUUUGUGAAUAGUGCACAUUGCAUUAUGAAAUUAUUCAUUUAUAUUAAUUUAAGAAACUUGCUGGAUGACUGGGAGAUCUGUGCGACUAAAACCAUAGAGGUGGCACUUAAGAGAUUGUUAGUCUGCAUUUCUUUUUUGAUAUGUACAUUUGGGAAUUGAUAUAUUUUAUCACAGUCCUUAUGAAGAUGAAGAUUAAGGAUAUACAUUUUAGAGAGCGUUAUUGCUGUGCAUUUGAAACUAGCACAUUUCACGAGGUCUUAGUUUAGCGGACUGCAUUAUAAAAUGCAGACUGUACUCCAGAACAGUCGAACCAAGCCACUAGCACACUUGGCAGAUACUUGUCAGGCACACCUCACUUAUUCUUUACACUGUCUAGAUUGUAUCCUAGGUAGAUCUGAAUUUACACAGACAUUGUAGAAUGUGCCAUGUUUCUUAAAUAAACCACAUUAGAAAAUUAUAAUGGACCUCUGCAAGAUGAGAUUCCAGUUAACUGCACAUAGAAUCUUGGAUCUCAUGUUCACAGGGCCAUGUUGUAUUUAUUUUUCUAUUUAACAUUUCAAGGAAUGCAGAUUACUUGUAGGUCUUGGUGUGUCACAGGGGUGGAAAAAUCCUGGGAGGCCAAAGGAUGUAAUCAUUUUAUUUAAGUAUUGGUAGAAAUGGUGGCCUUAGAUGUGAACUUACAACUUUAAAAGCUGUUGUAGAGAACAACAGUUGCACUGUCAAUGAAAUGCACAUUUCUCUGAGUUAAUGUGCCUCCUUUAUGAUGCAUUUAGGAUAUAAUUUUGUUGUAAAGCAUAAAACAAUUCAUAUUUAUCUAAACUGUUGUUCAUAAUAAAAAUAUUAAAAUCAUGAUAAAAUGAGGACAUACAGGUAAAUUACUAGGAUGAGGGAGGACAUAACUCCAUACAGUGCAACCCUCGUCUAGUGUUACUCAGCGUUUUCUCUCAAAUUCAUUCCUUGAGCUCAGUGCUAAGUAUCAUCCAUUGUACAGACUGAGUUUUUGGACCUUAUCCAUCUUUUUUUUUUAUUUAAAACAACGAUUUGGAGACUGGAUUCUGUCUGUCUUCAGAUAAAAAAGCUACUCAGUUGGGCCCAAUUGGUAGAGCUAGUCCCUGCCUCCAGACCAACUUUUAGAUCUUGUUUAUCCGUUAUGUGCAAGAAUACUGUUCCCCAAAGAAACCUUAAAUGGAGGUUUCAAUGUAUGUUGAUAAUCACAUGGCAGUUACUUGUAAUAAUUUUCCUGCAAUUAAUGGAAGUUUGUGAAGUACAAAAUUUAUCUUUGUGGUCACACUGUAGAUGAUAUAUUCUUGUGAGAUUUGAGAUACAGUGAUGAAUAUGAAGGUUGCUGUCUUCUUAGAUAUGAUGUUGGUAGAUCAUUAUCAACAUUUCAGAUAAACCUGUUUCCCCCAUUUUCAGGGCAGAAGAGUAAGCUAUAUGAGGAUCCCCCCCCCCCGCAGUUUUCCUUAUUGCCGUUGGCUCCCUCUAGUGCAGGUCAUUUUCUGUAGCACUUUCUUCCAUGCUUGGCUUACUCUUCUACCUGAAGAUGAGACAGUAUUCAAAAUGCUGUAAUGAUCCACCAGACUGUGUGGUGUCAUCCUGGAAGAAAGUAAUUUUCAUGUAUCGGGUUUUGUACAAGCCCAUGGCAGUACAUGCACUUACAAAACUCUACAAGGGAGUGUGUGGUCCCCUUUACACCCUAGCAGCCACAUUUCUUACUGAGUCAGUUCUUUGGGCCUGACAUUGGCAUUCUUCCAUCCUGUUUUAAACUUGAAUUCAUAAUUUCCUGUUAGGGUGUAUAUAAAUGAACCAGUGCUUGCUUUCUUAGCUGGCAGCUGAAGAACCUAGUUUACUUGGGGGGGAAGAAAAGAAAAACGUUAUUACCCUGAAAAUUUCUUGGAAUAUUUUUCCACCCCUGUUUGUAACAUCCCUGUCCCAAUUUAAUUAUUUUUGGCAUCAGAGAUGCCAACUUCUGAAGUAAUAUUUCCACCUCCUGUUGCAAAUUUUGUGUUUGACUUACUGCAUAAGUAAAACAGAUGCCUGUAAAAUGAGUCGUAGCUCACAUUUUGUCACUGUUGUAUGUUAGAAAUAUAUUUAGAACUCUUCUCAGUCAUCCCCUAUCCUCUUGUAGAAUCCUGGUAAAGAUCAAUGCACUAAAUGGAAGAAACAGUUUGCAUUCAUACCUUUAAACUAUGUUAAUCCUUGUAAGUUAUUAAUUUGAGUUAGGAAUUCCAAAAUAUGUAACAGUGAAUAUAAUAUGUAGAUAAUGUUAAUGGGAAAUAUGGAGGGUAAUUGGCAUCUCUAAUGUAAAAUAUUUUGCAUAUCAGGUUUGCAAAAAAUCUUGGAUGUUAAUGAACAUAUGCAACAAAUAUAUGAAUGGUUGCAAAUUUCACUACUGUGAACACAGCUGUACUGUAAAGAACAGUGAUCAAACUGCUCCUAGAUUUUAGCAAUCCUGUGAAAGUAUCUUAUAUAUUAAUUACAAGAUCUGUAAAAGUAUGUUUUCCUUCCUUCCCCUUUUCCAUCAUUCAAUAAAUGUUACAGAGAAUUCA